This is a messenger RNA of Aspergillus ibericus CBS 121593, 791 nucleotides long. Its product is annotated as tautomerase family protein. NCBI's taxonomy places the organism in Eukaryota, Fungi, Ascomycota, Eurotiomycetes, Eurotiales, Aspergillaceae. The transcript has a single exon. The coding region runs from base 215 to 691 and encodes 158 amino acids. The record is from RefSeq and is a predicted model, not a curated record.
GGGCCGAUCACUAAUCUUGUGAGAUGUCGGAUGGAUCACUAAUCUUGCGACACGUUCGGUGGGAGGUUAUGGCAUGGCUGCAGAAUCGCCCUCGAUGAUAUAUCUGUCAAGCGCCGUCUUACCUAGGCCUCAUUCUAACCAUCUUCCAGUUAAAAUCCACCACCAGGCAUAACCAUUCAACCCUCUUACCACCCUCAACUCAAACCAACCCAAAAUGCCCCUCUGGCAAAUCUACCACCCCACCGGGACCUUCCCCGACACGCCCUCCAAAGACUCCUUCUCCGCCGACAUCACCAAGCUAUACGUGGACAUCGGCCUCCCCGCCUUCUACGUGAUCGUCAACUUCAUCGAAACCGAUCCCCAGAACCUCUACAUCGGCGGCAAGACCAGAUCCCUCCCCACCGACAAACCCUUCGUCCGGAUCAUCAUCACCCAUAUCGCGCGACACGUGCCCGACAUUGAAGCCGCGUACCUUCGUACCACCUCUCGUCUGGACAAGGCCAUGAACCCGCAUAUUCUAGACAAGGGGUAUGAUGUUGAGUAUCAUGUGGAUGAGACGGAUCGACGACUGUGGAAGAUUAAUGGGUUGAUUCCGCCGCCGUCGAAUAGUGAGGAGGAGAGGGUUUGGGGGAGGGAGAAUCGGGCGGUGGUCUAUGAGGGGGGGUAUCCGUCGGUUGAGGCGGCACUUUAGAAUGUGGGGAUGAAUCUAUUGACUGGGUCAUGUAGGGUGGUACUGAUCACGGUAAUCCCUGGAUGUCUAGAUUAUGUAGAUGCAUCAUGAUCUGUUAGCG